Xenopus tropicalis (tropical clawed frog) is the source of this 12087-nucleotide messenger RNA. RefSeq names its product ubiquitin specific peptidase 34 (gene usp34). Gene Ontology annotation, biological process: post-translational protein modification; ubiquitin-dependent protein catabolic process; protein deubiquitination. The coding region runs from base 754 to 11406 and encodes 3550 amino acids. Lineage: Eukaryota; Metazoa; Chordata; Amphibia; Anura; Pipidae. Gene Ontology annotation, molecular function: cysteine-type deubiquitinase activity. The transcript is spliced from 79 exons. The record is from RefSeq and is a predicted model, not a curated record.
CGAAUAGUCACUGGCUUCCAGGUACCGUAAUACUCGUCUGCCUCCCGGAGUUCCACGCAAAAAGAGCAGGCCAUUUUAGGACCUGUGUGUUUUAAUGGCUAUAUUGAUUUGACGAAGCCCUUCAUGAUAAAUGUGUUGUACCCAACACAGCAUGUCAUGAACCAGCUGGCCAGAGGGCAAUAAAUCACUAGGUCUGCCCCUCAUUUCCCUUCUCGGCUGGAGAGCUGAGCUCAUGGGGAAGCAGGCCUGUCACACAGGCCGAACAGGCCGGGACACCAUUGUGAUUAGACGGAGUACCAAUGAAAGGUGCUUUCACAUAAAUCACCAGGCCGAUACACUCAUCAGUUACAGCACAGAACGCUGGGAAAGUGACGUCACCGGUCUCGCAGGGGGCGAGGCGACUUCUCCGAAGUUCCGAACGCUUUCCGGAAACAGCCGAGCGGUGCCGAACGUCCCCAACCAAAAUGGCGGCGACUGUGGUGGUGAUGAUGGCUCGGUGGAAGCAGUGAGUGACCCUGCUUGUCGCCGCCACUGUCCAACAAGGCGUCUGGCUUUGGAUCACGGUUGUAUUGCUUCUGCGCAGCUUUUGGACUGCAACGCAAGCCUUCCAUACCCACGGAAUCUCGGCUUUGCUGUUCGUCCCCUCCCCCUCAGAAACGUCCCCAGGCCUUGCAGCCGCCAGCUCCACAAACACCGGCUGGCGGGGCCGCGAUCAGCACCAUCCAUGCUCAGGACGCGGUCCCUUCACGAACGAUGUGUGAAAUCUGUGCAGAUCUGGUGGAGGUGUUGAAUGAGAUCUCGGACUCUGAAGGCAAUGAUGGAUUACAGCUCAGAAAAGAACAUGCUCUCAAGAUAUUUGCAUACAUCAAUUCUUGGACGCAGAGGCAGUGUCUGUGCUGUUUUAAGGAGUAUAAGCAUUUGGAAAUCUUUAACCAAGUUGUGUGCGCCCUAAUUAAUUUGGUAAUUGGCCAAGUCCAAGCCCUUCGGGACCAGCUUUUAAAAAUUUGCACUACUAGCCCUGAUUCUAACUGGCAGGAUGACCAUAACCCAUCUGAGGAGCUGCUAAAUGUAGAAAAGGAGCCCCAAGAUGAGGAGGGGGAGGAAAGUCACAAGCAGCCAUGCAAUCCCCAGGAAAAGACGCUAGAUAACACAAGAACUUGUAACCUGACUGAAGAAGAAUCAAUAAAAAGCACUGACCUGUUUAACUUAUGGAGUACUGACGAAAAAGAAAAACUGUUGUUGUGUGUGGCAAAAAUCUUUCAAAUUCAGUUUCCUCUCUAUACUGCUUACAAGCAUAACACACACCCCACCAUAGAGGAUAUCUCUGCUCAAGAAAGCAAUAUCUUAGGGGCCUUCUGUGAUAUGAAUGAUGUAGAAGUACCUUUGCACCUUCUCCGUUAUGUUUGUCUGUUUUGUGGAAAGAAUGGACUUUCUCUCAUGAAGGAUUGUUUUGAAUAUGGCACUCCCGAGACUCUUCCCUUUCAAAUUGCGCAUGCAUUCAUCACUGUUGUAUCAAAUAUCAGAAUAUGGCUGCACAUCCCUGCUGUUAUGCAACACAUCAUCCCAUUUAGGACCUAUGUCAUAAGGUAUUUAUGUAAAUUGUCAGACCAGGAGCUGCGGCAGAGUGCAGCGCGUAACAUGGCUGAUCUUAUGUGGAGUACAGUAAAAGAGCCUUUGGACACAGCUUUGUGCUUUGAUAAGGAGAGCCUUGAUUUGGCUUUCAAAUAUUUUAUGUCACCUACCUUAACAAUGAGACUUGCCGGACUAAGUCAGAUUACGAACCAACUGCACACAUUUAAUGAUGUCUGCAAUAACGAAUCUUUGGUUUCUGACACUGAAACAUCUAUAGCAAAAGAGCUUGCAGACUGGCUUAUCAGCAAUAAUGUAGUGGAACAUAUUUUUGGACCAAAUUUACAUAUAGAGAUUAUAAAGCAGUGCCAAGUUAUUCUAAACUUUUUGGCUGCAGAAGGUCGGCUAAGCACUCAACACAUUGACUGUAUUUGGGCAGCAGCACAGUUAAAACAUUGCAGCCGAUACAUACAUGACCUGUUUCCUUCAUUGAUCAAAAACUUGGAUCCAGUGCCUCUGAGACAUCUGCUCAACCUGGUAUCGGGUCUUCAUCCUAGCGCGCACACUGAGCAGACCUUAUACUUGGCAUCAAUGCUGAUCAAAGCUCUCUGGAAUAAUGCACUAGCCGCUAAAGCUCAGCUUUCUAAGCAGAGCUCAUUUGCAUCAUUGCUGAAUACUAAUUUACCAAUGGGGAAUAAGAAAGGUUCUCCAGCAACCAGCCCUCAGAGCAGUGACAACAGUGACACUCAUCACAGUGGAGGAAGUGACAUUGAAAUGGACGAACAAAUCCUAAAUAGAUCUAAACAUGUACAGCAGCGGCUGUCUGACACAGAGGAAUCUAUGCAAGGGAGUUCAGAUGAAACUGCUAACAGUGGAGAAGAUGCAAGUAGUGGACCUGGAAGUAGCAGUGGGCACAGUGAUGGGUCAAGCAAUGAAGUGAAUUCCAGCCAUGCAAGUCAGUCUGCUGGAAGCCCAGGCAGUGAGGUGCACUCUGAGGAUAUAGUUGAUAUGGAAGCAAUGAAAGAAGAUGAUGAAGAAGAUGAGCAUUCCAUUAACACAGCAAAAAACAGAGUUUCUGAACUUCAAAAAAGAAAGCUUGAAUCUCAAGCAGGCAUAUGUUUAGGAGAGUCACAGGGUCCAGUGGAGAGAAGCACGACAAGCAAUGGGUCAGGCAAGGACUUAGUGUUUAAUUCUGAAUCGGUUCAACCAGGCGACAGCCGAAUUCGUAUUUUGGAUUCCUGUUCACAUCCAGAAGAAUCUGAACAUGAUAUGGCAGGAGAAAUGAGCACUAGCCAUAUACAGGGCUCCAUUGAUACUUGCAUUGCUCGAUCUGGUGACUUCCUUGGAGAAGCCAUUGGAAAUGAACUUUUUAAUUGCAGGCGGUUUAUUGGACCUCAACAUCACCACCACCACCAUCAUCAUCAUCACCACCAUCAUCAUCAUCACCACCACCAUCACCACCACCACCAUGAAGGGCACAUGGUGGACGACAUGCUGAGUGCAGAUGAUGUCAGCUGCAGUAGCUCACAAGUCAGUGCAAAAUCAGAGAAAAACAUGGCAGACUUUGAUGGUGAGGAGUCUGGCUGCGAAGAAGAACUGGUACAGAUUAAUUCACACGCAGAGCUUACCUCUCAUCUCCAGCAGCACCUUCCCAACCUGGCUUCUAUUUACCAUGAGCAUCUGAGUCAAGGCCCUUCUGUACACAAGCACCAGUACAAUAGCAAUGCCAUGGUUGAUAUAAACUUGGAUAAUGUUUGUAAGAAAGGCAAUACACUGCUGUGGGACCUGGUCCAAGAUGAUGAUGCGAUUCACCUCUCUGAAGGCUUAAUAAAUGAAGCUGAAAAGCUGCUCUGUUCUCUGGUCUGCUGGUUUACUGACAGGCAGAUCAGAAUGCGGUUCAUUGAAGGCUGUUUGGAAAACCUUGCUAAUAAUAGAUCUGUUGUUGUAUCACUCCGACUUCUUCCCAAGUUAUUUGGAACCUUUCAACAGUUUGGAAGCAGUUAUGAUACCCACUGGAUAACAAUGUGGGCAGAAAAGGAACUGAACAUGAUGAAACUCUUUUUUGAUAACCUAGUACACUACAUUCAGUCUAUCAGAGAUGGACAGCACAAGCACGCUCUGUACAGCCACAGUGCUGAAGUUCAAGUUCGUCUGCAGUUUUUAACUUGUGUUUUUUCCACGUUGGGAUCGCCAGAUCAUUUCAGGCUAAGUUUAGAACAGGUAGACAUUCUUUGGCACUGCCUUGUGGAAGACACAGAGUGCUAUGAUGAUGCUCUCCACUGGUUUUUAAAUCAGGUCCGUAGCAAAGACCAGCAUGCCAUGGGAAUGGAGACUUACAAGCAUCUUUUUUUAGAGAAGAUGCCUCAGUUGAAACCUGAAACCAUUAGUAUGACCGGUUUAAACCUUUUUCAGCAUUUAUGCAACUUGGCUCGCCUUGCAACUAGUGCUUAUGAUGGGGGAUCAAAUUCUGAGUUGUGCGGCAUGGAUCAGUUUUGGGGAAUUGCUUUAAGGGCACAUACUGGAGAUGUCAGUCGUGCAGCAAUUCAGUAUAUCAACUCAUAUUACAUUAACGGCAAAACAGGAUUGGAGAAGGAGCAUGAAUUUAUUAGUAAAUGUAUGGAGAGCCUUAUGAUCGCUUCCAGUAACCUUGAGCAGGACUCUCAAUCGAGUCUCACUAUAAUUGAAAGGGGACUCCUAAUGCUAAAGACCCACCUUGAAGCAUUCAGACGAAGGUUUGCAUAUCAUCUAAGGCAGUGGCAAAUAGAAGGCACUGGCAUUAGCAGCCACUUGAAAGCAUUAAAUGACAAGCAGUCAUUACCGCUAAGAAUUGUGUGCCAGCCAGCAGGCCUUCCUGAUAAGAUGACUAUAGAAAUGUACCCAAGUGAUCAGGUGGCUGACUUGAGAGCGGAAGUGACUCAUUGGUACGAGAAUUUGCAAAAAGACCAAAUGAACCAGCAGGCACAACUCCAAGAGUUUGGACAAAGCAGUAGGAAAGGAGAUUUCCCUGGUGGUCUAAUGGGUCCAGUCCGAAUGAUUUCAUCUGGUCAUGAACUGACAACCGAUUAUGAUGAGAAGACCCUUCAUGAACUUGGCUUUAAGGAUAUGCAGAUGGUGUUUGUAUCUUUGGGUGCCCCACGCCGAGAGCGAAAAGGCGAAGGUGUUCAGCUGCCUGCAUCAUGCCUACCGCCACCUCAGAAAGAAAACAUCCCAAUGCUUCUGCUGCUUCAAGAACCUCAUCUUUCUACGCUCUUUGGCUUGUUGGAAAUGCUGGCUUCUUUUAAGCCUCCAUCUGGAGAAAUGGUUAUGGAAGAUGUUGAGCAUGCAAGGUGUGAAGAGCUGCAUCUCCAUGCAGAAAACCUAUCCAGGCGCGUCUGGGAGCUGCUCAUGCUGCUUCCUACCUGCCCCAACAUGCUGCAGGCUUUUCAGAAUGUAUCAGAUGAGCAGGGAAGUGAUGGACCUUGUUGGAAAGAUUUGCUUAGGAUAAAAAGUGCUCAUAAACUCCUAUAUGCUUUAGAAAUCAUCGAGGCUCUGGGAAAGCCAAACAGAAGAAUAAGGAGAGAAUCCACGGGUAGUUACAGUGACUUGUAUCCGGAUUCUGAUGAUUCAAGUGAAGAUCAAAUUGAGAACAGUAAAAACACAUGGAGCUGCAAGUUUGUGGCUGCAGGAGGUCUCCAACAACUGAUUGAGAUAUUCAAUUCAGGAAUUUUGGAACCUAAAGAACAGGAAUCCUGGACAGUAUGGCAGCUGGACUGUUUAGCAUGUUUGCUAAAGUUGAUCUGCCAGUUUGCUGUGGAUCCAACAGACUUGGAUCUGGCCUAUCAUGAUGUUUUUGCCUGGUCUGGUGUAGCAGAAAGCCACAGGAAAAGGGCUUGGCCUGGGAAAUCAAGGAAGUCUGCAGGAGAACAUCCAAAGGGCCUUCACAUACCACGUUUAACGGAGGUAUUUUUAGUCCUUGUCCAAGGAACCUGUUUGAUUCAGCGGUUAAUGUCUGUAGCUUAUACGUAUGACAAUAUAGCACCAAGAGUACUGAAAGCCCAGUCAGAUCACAGGUCCAGGCAUGAAGUAACACAUUAUUCAAUGUGGCUCCUGGUCAGCUGGGCUCACUGUUGUUCUGUGGUAAAAUCCAGCCUUGCCGACAGUGAUAAUUUGCAAGAUUGGCUCAAAAAAUUAACCCUUCUUAUUCCAGAGACUGCAGUUCGUCAUGAAGCGUGUAAUGGCUUGUACAAGCUUUCCCUGUCUGGUCUUGAUGGUGGGGACUCUAUAAAUCGCUCUUUCUUGCUUCUGGCAGCAUCCACCUUAUUAAAGUUUCUUCCUGAUGCCCAGGCUCUGAAACCAGUGCGGAUGGAGGACUAUGAGGAAGAAAUGAUUUUACGACCUGGAUGUAAAGAAUAUUUUUGGUUACUGUGUAAACUGAUUGAUAAUAUCCAUGUCAAAGAUGCCAGCCAGACAACACUACUUGAUUUAGAUGCCCUUGCACGACAUUUGGCCGACUGUAUAAGAAGCCGAGAGAUCUUUGACUACCAGGAUGGAAAUGUAGAAGAUGAUGGAAUGACUGGUCUUCUUAGGCUUGCAACCAGUGUUAUCAAACAUAAGCCUCCAUUUAAGUUUUCUAGAGAGGGUCAGGAGUUUCUCAGAGAUGUUUUUAAUCUCCUUUUCUUGCUGCCAAGCCUGAAAGACAAAUUGCAGCCAAAAUGUAAAUCUCAUUCUUCCCGAGCUGCUGCUUAUGACCUCCUAGUGGAAAUGGUGAAAGGCUCAGUGGAGAACUACAGGCUGUUACACAACUGGGUAAUGGCGCAACACAUGCAGUCUUCCCACGCCCCUUAUAAAUGGGAUUAUUGGCCCCAUGAUGAUGUGCGAGCUGAAUGCCGGUUUGUUGGCCUGACUAACCUUGGGGCAACAUGCUAUCUGGCUUCUACCAUUCAGCAGCUCUACAUGAUCCCUGAGGCCAGGCAAGCCAUCUUUACUGCAAAGUAUUCAGAGGAUAUGAAGCAUAAAACAACUUUGCUGGAGCUCCAAAAAAUGUUUACAUAUUUAAUGGAAAGUGAAUGCAAAGCUUACAAUCCAAGGCCGUUCUGUAAGACAUACACAAUGGAUAAACAACCUCUUAAUACAGGGGAACAGAAGGACAUGACAGAGUUCUUUACAGAUCUUAUAACAAAAAUUGAAGAAAUGUCUCCUGAACUGAAAAAUACUGUCAAAAGCUUAUUUGGGGGUGUCAUCACAAAUAAUGUGGUGUCCUUGGAUUGUGAGCAUGUAAGUCAGACAGCUGAAGAGUUUUACACAGUCAGGUGCCAGGUAGCGGAUAUGAAGAACAUUUAUGAAUCUUUGGAUGAAGUCACUAUCAAGGACACUCUGGAAGGUGACAACAUGUACACUUGCUCUCACUGCGGCAAGAAGGUGCGAGCUGAAAAGAGAGCCUGCUUUAAGAAGCUGCCAAGAAUAUUAAGCUUUAAUACAAUGAGGUAUACAUUUAAUAUGGUCACCAUGAUGAAAGAAAAAGUCAACACGCACUUCUCUUUCCCACUUCGGCUGGAUAUGACCCCAUAUACUGAAGAUUUUCUGAUGGGGAAGAAUGACCGAAUAGAAGGCUUUAAAGAAGAUUGUGAAGAGCCAAAGCAGACAGAGAGUUAUGAGUAUGAUUUAAUAGGGGUCACUGUUCACACCGGAACGGCUGAUGGAGGGCACUACUAUAGCUUCAUCCGAGACAUAGUGAAUCCUCAUGCUUAUAAGAAUAAUAAGUGGUAUCUCUUCAACGAUGCAGAAGUGAAGCCUUUUGACUCUGCUCAGCUGGCAUCUGAGUGUUUUGGUGGUGAAAUGACAACAAAAACUUAUGACUCUGUAACUGACAAGUUUAUGGACUUCUCAUUUGAAAAGACCCACAGUGCAUAUAUGCUAUUCUACAAGAGGGUGGAGCCAGAAGAGGAAACUGGAAGGGAAUUCAAAUUUGAUGUCUCCUCAGAGCUUCUAGAGUGGAUCUGGCAUGAUAACAUGCAGUUUCUGCAGGAUAAGAAUAUUUUUGAGCAUACCUAUUUUGGGUUUAUGUGGCAGCUCUGCAGCAGCAUUCCAAGUACAUUACCGGACCCCAAAGCAGUUUCUCUAAUGACAGCAAAGCUUAGUACAUCAUUUGUCCUGGAGACUUUUAUCCAUUCAAAGGAGAAGCCCACAAUGCUCCAGUGGAUUGAGCUGCUAACUAAGCAGUUUAACAACAGCCAAGCAGCUUGUGAGUGGUUCUUGGAUCGCAUGGCAGAUGAUGAUUGGUGGCCUAUGCAGAUUUUGAUCAAAUGUCCAAAUCAGAUUGUCAGACAGAUGUUCCAGCGUCUUUGUAUUCAUGUCAUUCAGAGGUUGAGACCAGUACAUGCGCAUCUGUAUCUGCAGCCAGGCAUGGAAGAUGGUUCUGAUGACAUGGAUGGUCCCGUGGAAGAUAUAGGCAGCCGCUCCUGUGUCACUCGCUUUGUGAAGACAUUGCUGUCAAUUAUGGAACAUGGCGUGAAACCUCAUAGUAAACAUCUGACGGAGUACUUUGCCUUUCUAUAUGAGUUUGUCAAAAUGGGAGAAGAAGAGAGCCAGUUCCUGCUGUCCCUCCAAGCAAUCUCAACCAUGGUACAUUUUUAUAUGGGAACCAAAGGACCAGAAAAUCCCCAGGUUGAAGUGCUUUCUGAAGAGGAGGAAGGUGAAGAGGAGGAAGAAGAAGAUAUUCUAUCAUUAGCUGAAGAAAAGUAUCGACCAGCUGCUCUUGAAAAGAUGAUUGCUCUGAUAGCUUUCCUGGUUGAGCAGUCUCGCUCAGAAAGGCAUCUUACAUUGUCCCAGAAUGAUAUGGCUGCACUAACUGGCGGAAAGGGCUUUCCGUUUCUUUUCCAACACAUACGAGAUGGGAUUAACAUCAGACAAACUUGCAAUCUCAUUUUCAGCCUUUGUAGAUAUAAUAAUCGUCUUGCAGAGCAUAUUGCAUCUAUGCUGUUUACGUCAAUUGCAAAGCUGACACCUGAGGCUGCAAACCCUUUCUUUAAGCUGCUAACCAUGAUCAUGGAGUUUGCUGGAGGUCCCCCUGGGAUGCCACCUUUUGCUUCCUACAUUUUACAAAGGAUAUGGGAGGUUAUAGAAUACAACCCUUCUCAAUGUCUGGAUUGGCUGGCAGUGCAGACUCCUCGCAACAAGUUGGCACACAACUGGGUAUUACAGAACAUGGAGAACUGGGUGGAGCGGUUCUUACUUGCCCACAACUAUCCCAGAGUUAGAACCUCUGCAGCCUACCUGUUGGUGUCACUAAUUCCAAGCAACUCGUUCCGACAGAUGUUCCGAUCUACCCGUUCCCUUCACAUUCCCACAAGAGAUUUACCCCUUAGUCCAGACACAACUGUGGUACUUCACCAAGUAUACAAUGCCCUUCUAGGCCUUCUUUCAAGAGCGAAACUGUAUGUUGAUGCUGCUGCACAUGGUACAACAAAGUUGGUUCCUUACUUUAGCUUCAUGACUUAUUGCUUGAUCUCGAAAACGGAAAAGCUCAUGUUUUCCACAUAUUUUAUGGACCUGUGGAAUCUUUUCCAACCCAAGCUGUCUGAGCCAGCUAUUGCUACAAACCACAACAAGCAAGCCUUGCUCUCCUUCUGGUACAACGUCUGCGUGGACUGCCCCGAAAAUGUACGCCUUAUUGUUCAGAAUCCCGUGGUGACUAAAAAUAUCGCCUUUAACUAUAUUCUGGCUGACCACGAUGACCAGGAUGUAGUACUGUUUAACCGCGGGAUGCUGCCAGCUUACUAUGGCAUUCUUCGGAUGUGCUGCGAGCAGUCUCCUGCCUUUACCCGUCAGCUUGCCUCACACCAGAACAUUCAGUGGGCCUUUAAAAACCUCACCCCGCAUGCCAGCCAGUACCCAGCGGCUGUGGAAGAGCUUUUUAACCUCAUGCAGCUCUUUGUAGCUCAGAGGCCAGAUAUGAGAGAGGAAGAACUGGAAGAUAUAAAACAGUUUAAGAAAACUACUAUCAGCUGCUAUUUGCGUUGUUUAGAUGGGCGUUCCUGCUGGACAACUUUAAUAAGUGCCUUUAGAAUAUUGCUGGAAUCUGAUGAAGACAGAUUGCUUGUUGUAUUUAACAGAGGAUUAAUCUUAAUGACAGAGUCCUUUAACACCUUGCACAUGAUGUAUCACGAGGCUACAGCCUGUCAUGUAACUGGAGACUUGGUGGAACUUUUGUCUAUAUUUCUGUCUGUCCUUAAAUCUACCCGCCCCUACCUGCAGAGAAAAGACGUUAAACAGGCCUUGAUUCAGUGGCAAGAAAGAAUCGAAUUUGCACACAAGCUCCUAACAUUGUUAAAUUCCUACAGUCCCCCAGAACUAAGAAAUGCCUGCAUAGAUGUGCUGAAAGAACUUGUACUGCUGAGCCCUCAUGAUUUUUUGCACACUCUGGUCCCAUUUCUACAGCACAAUCAUUGUACAUACCAUCACAGUAACAUCCCAAUGUCGCUUGGUCCCUACUUCCCCUGUCGUGAGAACAUGAAACUAAUUGGAGCAAAAAGCAAUAUCCGUCCACCUCGUCCUGAGCUGAACAUGUGCCUCUUGCCCACAAUGGUUGAAUCCAAUAAGGGUAAAGAUGAUGUAUAUGAUCGCAUGCUGCUAGAUUACCUUUCUUCCUACCAUCAGUUUAUUCAUCUGCUCUGCCGCGUUGCCAUCAACUGCGAAAAGUUUACAGAAACUCUAAUUAAGCUAAGUGUCUUAAUUGCAUAUGAAGGACUCUCCCUGCAUCUUGCAUUAUUUCCCAAGCUCUGGACGGAGCUGUGCCAAACUCAGUCGGCAAUGGCUAAAAGCUGCACAAAACUGCUGUGUGAAGAUCCAGUUUUUGCCGAGUAUAUUAAAUGCAUUUUAAUGGAUGAAAGACUUUUCCUCAAUAACAGCAUCGUCUACACAUUCUUAACCCAUUUCCUUGGAAAGGUUCAAAGUCAAGUGUUCUCCGAAACGAACUGCGCAAACCUUAUGAAUACAAUAAUUACAAACCUCAUCAAUCAGUAUCAAAACGUCGAAUCAGAUUUCGGCAACAGAGUUGAUAUUUCCAAAGCAAGCAGCACUUUAAAUGGGGAUCUUCGAGCACUCGCUCUGCUCCUUUCGGUCCACACUCCCAAACAGCUUAACACAGCCUUAAUCCCGACUCUGCAAGAACUCCUGAGCAAAUGCAGAGCCUGUCAGCAACAGAGAAACUCAUUACAAGAGCAAGAAGCCAAAGAAGGUAAAACUAAAGAUGAUGAAGGUGCUACUCCAGUGAAAAGGAGACGGGUUAGCAGCGAUGAGGAGCAUAUGGUCGAUAGCUGCAUCAGUGAUCUUAAGAACGACCGAGAAGUUUCCACCCCAACAAGCACAUCAGACAACGAAACAAGGGACUCUUCCAUCAUUGAUCCAGGAACUGAGCAAGAUCCACCUUCCCCUGAAAAUAGCUCUUCUAAGGAAUUCAGAAUAGAAGUCUCCUCUUCCUUCUCAGAAGAUCUAAUGCUGUCUUCAAGGCCGCAGCAAGUGGAAGACCAAACUGGCAGCAGCAGUAAAUUUGAAGAUAGCAAGGAAAUGAAGGACCUUCAGAGUCCCAAGGACGCUACGGUGACUGACGAAGACAAUGAGCUUCCUUCCACCUCCAUUUCCGCAGUGCUGGCUGACUUAGCAGAUCUGAGGAGCUGUGAUGCUCAAACGUUGUCCUCUAACGAUCCAGAUCUAAGCCUUUCUCUCAAUUGUGACCAUUCCAGGGGACUUUUUAGUCAUGUACAACAAAACGACAUUUUAGACACCUUGUGCAGGACCAUUGAGUCCACUAUUCUUGUGGUCUCAAGGAUAUCAGGAAAAGAAAACAAAGCUGCUUCUUGACAUUAGUGGUAGCAUGUCUGCUUUUAAGUCUUUUUUUGUUUUUCUUUUUGGUUUUAUUUUCUUUGUUUUUUUUUUUUAAAGCUGUUUGUAUACAAGUUUUGCAAUUUAUUUCUGUUUUGUGCUUCAGUUUGUCAAGUGCUUUCUGCUUGAAUGGCAAGAUAAAUUGACACGCUUUAUUCUCAAGCAGAACCCCAGAAACCAGACCUGCAUCUACAGUACUAUUUGUAAAGGGCAAUCAUAAUGGAUAUGUUUUAUGUAAUUCAGGUUUACUGUAGUGGCUUUCAUUUAAUAUGGCCGCCUGGAAAUGGGGGGGAUCGAGCCCCCCCUUGCCCAACAUGAUGUAAUUUAAACUUGUCCUUUUUACCGUGUAUAAUAUAGUGUCCUCUGUGCCAGUUUUGUACCUUAUAAUAGAGGCAGAUUGCCUCAGAUCGCUGUGGUUCUUAUUAUCAAAAUUAAGUUUACUUGUACUAAACCACAAGAAAUUUGAUUCUGUAAAGAAUCCUCUCUAGCUGUGGCCUGGCAGUAUAUAUGGUGCUUUAUUUAACAGAAUACCUGUGGAGGAAAUAAAGCACACUUGAUGUAAAAAAGAAAAAAAAACUAAAAAUAAUAAUUGUUUUAUUUUAUUGACAUGAUUGAACGCUAUUCUGUGCACUUCAUUAAACUAAUUGUGAUGACUUUUCA